Molecule: messenger RNA, 1656 nt
Organism: Haliaeetus leucocephalus (bald eagle)
Lineage: Eukaryota; Metazoa; Chordata; Aves; Accipitriformes; Accipitridae
Gene: APEH
Product: acylaminoacyl-peptide hydrolase
Exons: 17
Coding region: 1-1656 (551 amino acids)
Biological process (GO): proteolysis
Molecular function (GO): serine-type endopeptidase activity
Source: RefSeq, a predicted model, not a curated record
AUGCGGCGUGCCACGGCAGAGGGCGAACGCCGCCCAGCCACCCCGGGCGCGCUGGGCAGCGUGUGGGGCAGCAGCGGGCGCAGCCACAGUGUGGACCUCACGGCGCUGGGGAAGCACGGGGAGGUCUACACGGAGGGGCCCUUCGCCUGUCUGGCCUGGUCCCGCUCGGAGACUCGGCUGCUCUACGUGGCCGAGAAGUGCCGGCCCAAACCGCGGCCCCCCUGCCCCUGGGAUGUGCCGGGAGCAGCCAGGCCGGCGGAGGAGGACGAGGAGGAGGAGGGCGAGCAGUUCGUGUACCAUGAGGACUGGGGGGAGGCGCUGAGUACCCGCAGCGUGCCCGUCCUCUGCGCCCUGGACCUGGAGGGCAGCAGCCUCUCGGUGCUGGAGGGCGUCCCGGAGCACCUCUCCCCUGGCCAGGCCCUGUGGUCCCCGGAUGACCGCGGCGUGGUGUUCGUGGGCUGGUGGCACGAGCCCUUCCGCCUGGGGCUAAGCGCCUGCUCCAACAGGAGGUCGGGGAUUUUCUACUUGGACCUGGCCGGUGGGCGCUGCGAGCUGCUGUCAGCUGAGCAUGGUGCCGCCUGCUCCCCACGGCUCAGCCCCGACGGCCGGCGCCUGCUCUACCUGGAGGGGGGUCUGGGGGGGCCCCACCGGCAGUGCCUGCGCCUGCACAUGUUUCCCCGGUGGGGCAUGUCCCUGACCGCCGGCUCUCCCCAGCUCACCUGGCAGACGAGGCAGACGGUGACGGUGCUUGACGUGGUGCAGGAGUCCACGGAGGGUGAGUGUGCCUUCACCGGGCUCUACGGGGAGGCACUGCCACCACGGUGCUGGGCAGCUGACAGCCGGCGAGCCGUGCUGGGCACCCCGCAGCGGAGCCGCACGGACCUGCUGCUCGUGGACACAGAGGCGGCCACCGUCACCAACCUGACGGCAGGGUCACCAGAAGGGUGCUGGGAACUGCUCACCCUCCAGUGGGACCUGCUGGUGGCCACCUGCUCAGCCCCCCACCGCCCCCCAAGCCUGGUGGUGGCGGUGCUGCUGCCGGCGGGCCGGGAGCUGCCCCUCCGCUGGGUGCCAGUGGAGGAUGCCCCAACGGUGCCCGGUGUCACCUGGAAGACCCUGACAGUCCAUCCACUCUGCAGCGGGCAGAGCCCCGCCGCACACGGUGCCCAGGCCUUUGAAGCCCUGCUGCUGAGCCCGAAGGACGGCACAGCACCGCAUCCCCUCGUCGUGUGCCCCCACGGUGGACCCCACGCCGUCUUCGACGCCCGCUGGCGCCCGAGCAUGGCCGCGCUGUGCCGGCUGGGCUUUGCCGUGCUCCUGGUGAACUACCGUGGAUCCCUGGGUUUCGGCCAGGCUGGCAUCAGCUCCCUGCUCUCCCACGUGGGUGAGCAGGACGUGGCGGACACCCAGGUGCGGACGCCGGUGCUGCUGUGCGUGGGUGCCCGGGACCGGCGUGUCAGCCCCACGCAAGCGCUGGAGCUGUACCGGGUGCUGCGGGCCAGGGGGGUACCGGUGCGGCUGCUGUGGUACCCGGAGGGCGGCCACGCGCUGGCCGGCGUGGAGACGGAGGCCGACGUCUUCGGGAAUUGCGCCCGCUGGCUCCUCCGACACCUGGGGCAGCCCCAGAGGGACGGGACAGGCCGGCACAGCCCCUAG